Dibothriocephalus latus is the source of this 429-nucleotide messenger RNA. The record is from the annotation of a GenBank genome assembly. Lineage: Eukaryota; Metazoa; Platyhelminthes; Cestoda; Diphyllobothriidea; Diphyllobothriidae.
AUGCUACAUCUGGAUUUCCGAGAAACCCUUACGACCAACAGUUGGUCUCAGACAGGUUUGGAGAACACGACUGUUAGCAAUGACGAACAGUCACAGGGCUGUGGGUUUGAAGACAUUACCCAACAGCCAUCAGCGUGGCCUACCUACACUUGGAAGGAAUCAACGCUAGGCAGCCAGUGGAGUGAAACCACAUCUUAUCCAGGGUCUAUCAGCGCCCCAUCUACGGACCGUUUUGAAGAAACCUGUAGCGGCUACAGGGGCCAUUUUGAGUCAGGUAACCAGCUGACUACGGCAUCCAUACAGCAAAAGGGCUGCCUUCAACUAUGGCGCUUUCUAAUUGCAAUGCUCGAUGACCCAAACAGCCAGCAUCUCAUCUGUUGGACUGGUAGGAAGUUGGAAUUCAAGUUGAAUGAGCCGGAGGAGGUAUGA